UCGAGGCUUUAUAUGUCUGCUUCUUGGAAUCUUGCUACCGUUGCUGCGGCCAACCUGCAGCUGCCACUAAACUCAACACAGGCUGUUAUAGAGUUGCUAGAGAAGGAGAACACCGUGCCGUUUAUUGCGAGAUAUCGAAGGGAAGUGACAGGCGCUUUGGACGAGAACGAAAUACGAAAAAUUGAUAGAGAACGUCGACGACUGUCAACUGUCAUUGUGAAGCAAGAGAAUGUCGUCAAGACGUUGAAAAAGACGGGCAACUGGUCUGCUGGUUUAGAAAACGAGAUACUACAUGUCACAUCUAUAGAGGAAAUUGAGGAAAUAUAUGAGCCAUACAAGGAAAAGGGGAAGAAGAGCCUGGCGGUGCAGGCAAUAGAGUUAGGUCUAUUGGAGGUGGCUGAAAAGACGCUGCGUGAUCAAAUCACAAUGGACUGGACUCGCUAUGUGGAUUACUCAAAAGAAGGUCUGAAAGCUGUAGAUGAUGUGAGAACUGGUGUGAAACAUGUGAUUGGUGAUAUUAUUGCUAAGGAUACGACCACAAGGCAGGAGCUGAAAACUCGUGUGACCCACUUUGCAGUUUGGGAAAGCAAGCUUUCGAAGAGCAAGAAGCAAGCAAAUGAGAGCGUGAAAAGAAAGUACGAACAAUAUUACGAGUUUUCAAAAUUAGCGAAAAUGAUCAAACCACACCAGGUACUUGCUAUGAACAGGGGAGAAGAACAGAAGGUCUUGUCUAUCAAGAUUUCUUUACCAGAUCAUGUAGAGAAAUCAUUUCUAAUAUGGUCCCAGCAUCACUGGAUGAAGAGCCAUGCCAGUGAGCAAGCAGCUCAUCUUAUAUCCGAUGCAAUUCAAGAUUCUUACUCAAGACGACUGCUACCUAAACAGCUUAGAGAUCUCAGGCGAUUAGAAACAAGGAAGGCUGAACAAGAAGCGAUAUCAACGUUUUCGUCUAAUCUUUGUAAUGUUCUGAUGACUGCUCCGGUCCGAGGAGCCACAGUGUUAGGCAUCGAUCCUGGUUUCACACACGGAUGUAAAAUGGCAGUCGUCGAUCCAUCUGGACGAAUACUUGGCACGUCUAUAAUGUAUCUAACUGGAAGGAAAGGUGAUGCUGUGGAGUUGGAGCAAAUGAUCAACAUCUACAGAUGUACAGUGAUUGCUAUCGGCAGCGGAAAAGGCGGCCGAGAGACAGAGCAAUUGGUUAGUCGUGUCAUCCGGAAACAAAGUAUGUGGAAGAAAGAUCUCGCAUUUUGUGUUGUCAACGAGGCCGGCUCGUCUAUUUACAGUGUGUCUAGUGAGGCACAAGAGGAGAUGCCUGAUCUUGAACCGAAUUUGCGAAGUGCCGUAUCCAUUGCCAGACGGUUGCAAGACCCACUGGCAGAAUUAGUAAAGAUAGAUCCGAAACACGUCGGAAUCGGACUCUACCAGCACGACAUGCCUAAGAAAUCGCUUGAGGAAGCUGUCGAUGCUGUGGUCGAAGAUGCUGUUAGUUUCGUCGGGGUUGAUCUCAAUACCUGCAGUGAAGCUUUACUGCGACGAGUCGCUGGGAUAGGCGACAAGAAAGCGAAGGCAGUGAUUGAGUAUAGAAAUGAGAAUGGAAAUUUUAUCAAUCGAUUUCACUUGAAGAAUGUGAAAGGGAUAGGCGAAAAGACGUUUCAACAAUGUGCCGGUUUUCUUCGAAUUCAUUGUCCUGCAGUAGUCGAUCAGUCAGACUCAAUGAGUUUGGUACCAUUGCAAGAGGUUUCGGAUGGACGGAAUCGUGGAAAGAGAAAGGCAAGGUUUGUUGGGAGUUCUGACUGUAAGAGGAGGAAGAAGGAUGAAGUGGAUCAGGUGGAACUGUUGGAUGGGACGAAUAUUCACCCUGAGUCGUAUGAAGCUGCAAAGCAGUUGUUGAGUUGUAUUGGGGCAACGACGAGUGAACUCGGGAAAUCUACAUUGCAGGCUAAACUUUCUGCUUAUGUGAAACAGCAGAAGAAAGACGUUGCCUCUGAGAUCGGCGUCGGGGAGCCAACACUUCAACUAAUAGUCGAUGCUCUACAGCAACCAUCCCGUGAUGUCCGAUCCGAUUUCAACAAACCAGUCUUCAGGAAUGCGGCAAUUUCGAUAGCAAACAUGCACUGUGGAAUGACUCUGUCGGGUUGUGUCGUGAACGUCGUGCCAUUUGGAGCUUUUGUAGAUGUUGGAGUUGAGAAGGCAGGCCUCAUACAUAUCAGUGCCAUGAAGGGUCGAGAUCUGAAAGUCGGGGACACCGUGAGCGUGUCAGUGUUGAGCAUUGACAAAGAGAGGCAAAGACUAUCUUUGCAACUGAACGUUUAAUUAAGCUUCUCAAUGACUCUUUGGCGUUAUUUAUUUUGGUCGAAUUGGCACUGAAUACGUGAAGUGUGGUCUAUCAAUGCUGCAUGAGAUAUUUCAAAGGCAAAAUUUAGACGUACAGUACUUAUUAUAUUUAGCUAAUUGAGCGCAUAUCAAAAGAGUUGUGCUAUUGUCACUAUAUGAAUUAACAAUAAAAGUUUUGCACUUAAUUAAGUUAAGUUAAUUAAUUACCCCAUCCCGGUGGUUUCCAAAACUCCACCUUCCCGAGCGUGCGC
This is a messenger RNA of Corticium candelabrum, 2582 nucleotides long. RefSeq names its product S1 RNA-binding domain-containing protein 1-like. Gene Ontology annotation, molecular function: structural constituent of ribosome; mRNA binding. Lineage: Eukaryota; Metazoa; Porifera; Homoscleromorpha; Homosclerophorida; Plakinidae. The record is from RefSeq and is a predicted model, not a curated record. Gene Ontology annotation, biological process: nucleobase-containing compound metabolic process; translation. The transcript is spliced from 14 exons. Bases 13 to 2310 code for a protein of 765 amino acids.